CGCUCGUGUGUGUGUGAGAGAGAAAGAAAGUGUGCAUGCUCAGGAGAGGGAAUGAAAGAGAGUGCACGCACGCUUUCGUCUGGCAGAUGUGACCAUGAAAAGACGCCGUUAUUGUCUUUGAUUGGAGAGUUUCGCUUCCUUUGUUACAGGGACUUUAAAACGCACCUCCUCCCACAGAAAAGUUAGAUCAGUGUAAGUAAGCCGUCAUCGCUUGUGGAGCAACAAGGAUUUACGUUUUUCCUAUGCGGUCUAUUUUCUCCAGUUGUAGUUAAAUGUAACUUGGUAGCUCUGUUGAGUUUUAACUGAACCAACUAUUUUAGCGGAACGAUUUAGGGAUGGGAACGUUUCUUACUACAGGCAUGACAAAUUGAACAAUGAGAGUCUGGGACAUCAGACAAGGAGCGGAGGGCUGGCCCGCGCUCUGGCUACUUUUCUCGGUAUUCUGCCAGUCAUCCUUCUCCGCCGAGUUAUCCUAUUCCGUGUUGGAAGAGUUAAAACCGGGAGCAUUUGUUGGAGACAUUAUGAAAUCUUUGGGCUUAGCCAUAUCGACGUUAGCGAGGAGAAACCCUCGAGUUGUGUCGGAAUCUAAUGCAAAGUACUUUGACGUGAACACAAGUGGAGUAUUUGUUACCAAAGAAGUUAUGGACAGAGAGAGUCUUUGUGGAUUAAAGUCAACGUGUUCUCUUAGCGUGCAACUUGUGCUUGAAAACCCACUGGAAUUACACCGAGUCGUUGUGGAGAUAGUUGACGUGAAUGACAAUUCGCCUCAGUUUCCGGGUCAAACUAUUUCAAUAGAAGUUUCCGAGGCGGCUGCACCGGGCACCCGAUUUCGUUUGGACAGCGCAAAUGAUCUGGAUGUAGAUGCCAAUGCUCUACGCACAUACUUUCUUAGUCCCAACGAUUGUUUCGUGUUGAAAGUAGAAUCGAAAAGGGAUGGUAGCAAAUUCCCAGAAUUAUUCUUAGAGAAACCUCUGGACAGGGAAAAGCAAUCUGUAUUUAACUUAGUACUCACCGCCGUAGAUGGCGGCCAUCCAGAAAAGACUGGCACUACGUCGGUUCUUCUUCGCGUCAUGGACGUCAAUGAUAACGCGCCGGUAUUUGACCAGCCAAUAAAAACAGUUAGUUUGUUAGAAAACUCCUCACCGGGCACCCUGGUGACGAGACUCAACGCAUCAGACGCAGAUGACCAUCUUAACGGGAAAAUAUCAUUCCACUUCAGUAAAUAUACUUCAGAGUCUGUAGUUAAACUUUUUAGCUUGAAUCCCCAAACGGGUGAAAUCCUAGUGAAAGGAGAGGUAGAUUAUGAGGUGUCAGAUAUCUAUGACAUCACAGUGGAGGCCAGGGACAGAGGAACGCCAGCUCUGGAGGGCUCCUGCCACGUCAAAGUCCAAAUCGUUGACGUGAAUGACAACAGUCCAGUCAUAAGCAUAAACUCGGUGACCAAGAUCAUCCAAGAGGAUGUGGAAUCAGGAACUGUAGUAGCGCUGAUUAGCAUUAGAGAUGAGGAUGCUGGUCAAAAUGGCGAAGUGAUUGUUCAAAUUCCCCCUGGGUUGCCAUUUAGAUUGAUAUCCCCCUUUGAGGGUCACUAUACCCUGGUGACAGACGGGCCUUUGGAUAGAGAGACUGAGUCUGAAUACACCAUCACAGUGACGGUCUCGGACGCGGGCUCUCCCCCUCGCUCUGCGCAGCAGUCUUUUGUGGUCAGUCUUUCAGAUGUUAAUGACAACGCCCCCCUCUUCUCAAAGUCCUCCUACUCUGUUGACAUAGCAGAGAACAAUGCUCCAGGGGCUCUCCUCCUGACCGUGUCCGCGUCCGACCGGGACUCGGGCCAGAAUGCCCGUCUCUCCUUCUCCCUCCUGGACAGCGAGGUCGGAGGCGCCCCCGUGUCCUCGCUCGUUUACAUCAACUCAGAGAACGGCAACCUCUUCGCCAUGCGGGCGCUUGACUACGAGCGCGCGAACGCGUUCCGGGUGGAGGUGCAGGUGAGGGAUGGCGGCACGCCGGCGCGGAGCUCCAACGUGACCGUGCACGUGUUCGUGGUCGACGUGAACGACCACCCCCCUGUUCUCGUCCACCCGGCCCUGCCCGCGGACGGGGUUCUCCAGCUGUCCGUGCCGCGUUCCGCUGCGGUGGGUCACCUGGUCAACCGGGUGGUGUGCGUGGACCCGGACAGCGGCCACAAUGCCUGGCUGUUCUACAGCGCGUCGGGGCGGGACGCUGGGUUCUUCCACGUGGGGGCUCACACCGGUGAGGUGCGGACCGCCCGGAGGUUUGAAGAGGGCGACGCCACCUUCUCCAUCCUGAUUCUGGUGCAGGACAACGGCACGCCCACGCUCUCCACCAGCGUGACGGUCAACAUCACCGUGUCCGAGAAGGGCGCGGCCCCCCAGCUCCGCAGGGCCCCUCCACGCCAGGGUGACGGCCGUGGGGCCUCGGGCGUCACCCUAACCCUGAUCAGCUCUCUGGCCUGCAUCUCUGUGGUGUGCCUCCUGGCUAUCGCCGGCAUGGCCGUGCGCUGGUUGAGAUACAGGGGCCACCUAGUGUGUUUGGGGCUAGGCCCCCGGAAAGCCCCCCACUCUCACAGGGACCCCCACCUGCAGCUCAACACAGAGGGCCCGCUGCGCUACGUGGAGGUGGUGGGGGGGGCCCGCGACCCGGCCACCUGCCGGCGCUUCUAUCCCACUCUCUCCAGCAGCGUGAAGGACUUUGUGUUUGUUAAGAGCCCCGGGUUAGAACAGAACCAGAACAUUCUGAAGCUGACCCUUGCCAACAAACACCUGACCAAAUCAGCCAAUGAGCAAAAGGCACCCAAUGACUGGAGAAUUACCCAGAAUCAGAGACCUGGACCUAGUGGAGCUGGGGCUCGUCCGGAGGAGGGAGGCGCUGUCGCUGGGACCGGACCCUGGCCCAACCCCCCCACCGAGGCAGAACAGCUCCAGGCUCUGAUGGCUGCAGCCAACGUGAGUGAGGCGACAGCCACCCUCGGGCCGCGCUACAACGCCCAGUUCCCCAUGCAGCACGUGCCCGACUACCGCCAGAACGUCUACAUCCCCGGCAGCACCGCCACCCUGACGGCCAACCCCCAGCAGGUCCCCCAGCAGGCCCUGCCCCCCGCCCAGGCCAUGCCGCAGGUCGACGCCCCCAAGGCCGCCCAGACGCCCGGCACCAAGAAGAAGUCCUCCAAGAAGGAGAAGAAGUAAGGCCCUGGGAGGAGGCAACCACCCCACCCAGCCACCCGCCGCCACGCCCGUCACCAUGGAAACCGCAAGAACGCAACCAACCCCCUCCCCACCUCCCUCCCUCCCUCAGUCUAGUCGUCUACUUCCUGUCGCGGGAUACAAGUCGUUUUGAUCUCAUUACUCCAUUUCCGUCUGGUGUCCCCUGUGUGUGGGCAGGGGUGUGCAUGAGUCACGUCACGUACGUGCUAUGACUUCACUUCCUGCUUCAUGAUCUUUACAGCUAGUGUCAGCGUGUGGGGAGGCUUGAGGAGUUGUACAGUAAAUGUGUUUUGGAUCCAAAAUGUAUUUCAGGAGUAUGGAGUUUUUACAGGGACCUUGCUCUGUAAUAUAGUGUUAAAUGAAGAAAAAAAAAAUAUGAAAAAAAAUCUACAAGAAAAAUUGAUAACUGAUUUUUGGAUUGAAAUGUUUGAUGCUUCUUCGACGUGCUUGGUAGUUGCUUCUCAUGGUGACUCUGAUUCCACUUUCUUUGCCUACUUGCUUUAGAGAUCUUGCUUUAGCUCUUUAAGGACUAAAAUAGACAAUGUUGCAUGACCCUUCCUAACGAUUUAAGAUCCUGUGAGGAUGAGCUUCACACACACACACACACACACACAUUUGUAUUAAGAGGCUAGCUCCAACUAAUCACAAUGUUAUGGCAGAAUGCGUAUAGUAGCAUUACUAUUUAAAUGCCUGUAAGACUUCUUUUAGCUGUCUGAGUAGUAAGCAUAAGAACCGUUCUAAUGACUGACAACUGAUGAAUAACUUUGCUUCGCUGUGGCCCUCUAAGUAUUUCAGCUGCCUAUGAAGGCUUGAGUGGUUAUUCUCACCCUGUAGGCCACAAUGUCAUCUCUGGCCAUCUCUUCCACUGAUAUUCAAAGCCACAACUCAAUCUCCAAACUCUGUCUCGAUUAACAUAAACAUUGUGUAACAACAGACCAGUGUUGUUUUUUUCUAUACCAGCAUCGUUUGGAUCUUUGUAUCUGCAUCGUAGCAAUGAGUCGGUGUUGUGGCAAGAUGGGCCAGUGUGAUUGGCUGAGCAUUGUGUUCUCAGGCUCGCCAGGGCUCCCAGGACAAGCCCUGUCACACCCAGAGGUGUGGAUGUGUCCUGGGGCCACGGGGAGAGGGAGGCUGGUUAGUCCCUCUGGAGCCUAAUAUCUGCUCCUCUUCCAUCACCUGGAAACUAGUGUCAGCACAGCAGGUCAUAAUGUCCCCAACACACAACCUGGUUCCCCUACACUACAGUUUAAUUAAGAAUCCAGGCCGUGUUUUGAUAUCUUACUCACUGGAUGCUCUCCAGGAGUUUGUAAGGUUCUGAUUGUGGUGUUUAGAAGCAAUGUCAGGACCAUGGACAGAGACUAGUUUCUCCCGUCAACCUCUCCUCUCUCUCUGCCUCGGUGUUCUGGAACUUAGAGAAUGGUCCCAGUCUAUCCUUUACCGUGCUGGCGCUACGCGUGCUAGCAAGCAACCCCAAUGUAAAUAUGACACGUUACAAGUCUGUAGAGAUCCAUGUGAGCUCUCUCUGUCUAGCCAAAAACAUGGCUGUUACCGGAAUGUUUGGACUAUUUUUCUGAUAUAAAAAAAGUUAAAGAAAAAAAAAAAAGAAUACAAAAAACGUCUCCAGAUGAAGUGUAGUAGUGUAGUGACUAAGCAUCGAGCUCACUGACUUAACCAAGCUGUAUAUAAAAACAAAACUUUCAAAAGACUCAUAGUCGUAGUUAGAGGCUUGUGAAUUUGUUGUGCAUAUUUUCAUGUUUUUUUUCUUUCUCUUUCUGCUUUCUCUGUGGUCAACUUUAAUAAGUAUCACACACCACUAAAUGUCUGUGAUUUCAUCUACCUGAACCCCUUUUUCUGUGUUUGUGAUUUUAAUCAAUCAUUUAUGCUCCUGGAAUGCCGCCCUUGCUCAUAUGAGCGUAAACAUAUGUGUCUGCUGCUGGAAUAAUCCUUGAUAUUCGUCCGUAAUAUCUUUACGUGUUAAAUUGUUUAGCUCUUUCUCCUUGUUAUACACUCUUAUUUUAUAUGCUAAUAUUUAUAUUGCUGUUUUAUUUGUUUAUGUUUUUGUUUACUCUCUUAACACUGACAUUUCAAAAUAAAAUUUCCUCUGAAAUCA
This is a messenger RNA of Hypomesus transpacificus, 5325 nucleotides long. RefSeq names its product protocadherin gamma-C5-like. Lineage: Eukaryota; Metazoa; Chordata; Actinopteri; Osmeriformes; Osmeridae. Gene Ontology annotation, biological process: homophilic cell-cell adhesion. The transcript is spliced from 4 exons. Gene Ontology annotation, cellular component: plasma membrane. Bases 375 to 3200 code for a protein of 941 amino acids. Gene Ontology annotation, molecular function: calcium ion binding. The record is from RefSeq and is a predicted model, not a curated record.